CCCCGCACGGACACCCAAUGAUGUCACUCCAAUUUUCGAUGCAAUUGUUCUGAGGAAGCACCAUCCAGUACAAGCCUUUCAACGACGGCGCCGGCUGUUGGGUCUUCCACGUAACAAACAACAACCAUGUCAACUUCAUCUAGCAAGGUGUUGAACAUUCUUAUCACGGGCGGAGCUCGUGGCAUCGGUCGCGGCCUCUUCCGCCAAUUCUUGUCGAAAGGUCAUCGAGUAAUUAUCCUUGACUCGAACACAGAAGAGCUGGAACAUGUCAAAUCGCAAGCCGGCAAGUGGUCAAGUGUGCAAGGGAACUGGCAUGCACUGCAAUGCGACUUAAGCAAGCGUGAGCAGAUCAAAGAUGCAGUUCGAACAGUCAAGGAGACCUUCGGUGGAAAACUGGACGUUCUGAUCAACAACGCUUUUCCGACGACAUUACAGAUCGCGGAGGACAGGACCAUGGAAGGCGAAGGCGACGAUAUUGAGGCUGAAUGGGACCUCAAGAUCGCCAUCGGUCUGACAGCUCCGUUUAUUCUCAGCCGACUUUGCGUACCAUUGCUCGUUGCUGGCAGUUCGACAUCAGGCUCUCCAGGCACCAUCAUCAACGUCUCUUCGACGAGAGCAUAUCAAGCCGAGUCGGACCACGAAUCCUACUCUACAGCCAAGGCAGGCAUCCUUGGCCUCACACAGUCGAUGUCCAUAUCCCUUGGACACCGUCACAAGAUUCGAGUGAACGCGAUCAUCCCAGGCUGGAUCCAUGUCGAGAACGAGAGCAAAGCUGCUGACGACAAGGGCACUGCUUGGGAAAAAGGACUGAGCAAGGACGAUAUCGAAUGGCAUCCGGCGGGCCGGGUCGGCAAGAGUGAUGAUAUUGUGCGCGCCGCGGAGUACCUCAUUGAAAGUGGGUUUGUCACGGGCCAGGAGGUUGUAGUCGAUGGCGGAGUGGGGAGGAAGAUGGUGUACCCAGAAUAAGUCUCAGCACUGCAAUCGAUAGCUCUUUCAUGAGGCUGAG
Molecule: messenger RNA, 1006 nt
Organism: Macroventuria anomochaeta
Lineage: Eukaryota; Fungi; Ascomycota; Dothideomycetes; Pleosporales; Didymellaceae
Product: short-chain dehydrogenase/reductase-like protein SDR
Exons: 1
Coding region: 127-966 (279 amino acids)
Molecular function (GO): oxidoreductase activity
Source: RefSeq, a predicted model, not a curated record